This is a messenger RNA of Exophiala bonariae, 1080 nucleotides long. RefSeq lists its product as uncharacterized. The transcript has 2 exons. NCBI's taxonomy places the organism in Eukaryota, Fungi, Ascomycota, Eurotiomycetes, Chaetothyriales, Herpotrichiellaceae. The record is from RefSeq and is a predicted model, not a curated record. The coding region runs from base 1 to 1080 and encodes 359 amino acids.
AUGGCACCCAAACUUUUUUCAACCUCUAGCACUGUUCGAGAAAACAAAGAUAACGGUUCCCCUGCAUUCCGAUCGAUAGUUCUUCCCGGGCAGCCGCGUGCAGGCUCGAAGAACAUCAGUCGGUCACAGCCGUCUCCCCUCCCUCGUCGUACACCUGCUGCAUCUCCCAAUGCGCAGCCCUUCAGAGCCAGAACUCCACAACUACCUCAGCGACAACCAGCCCAGCCAGAAGCCUCUCAAGGAUCGUCAACACAAAACCCACGCCCACGGCUAGUAGCAGGUGUUCUGCGCCAGACUGGCCCAGGGACCGGGCGCCUACAAACCGGUCGAUUCCAGGAUGGAAAGGUUCGCCGUAUUCCGAAUACCGACGCACCUUUGAGAGGUCGAGGAGGCAAACCCAAAACUGACAGGCGAAUGGCCAUGUCUCGUGGAAAAGGCAAAGAGGACAAGGAAAGCGAACAAGACGCAGAGACCGAGGACAUCGAUGAACUAGUAAAUGACUACGUCGCCAAAGUUAUUGAUCGUCCUGUCAAUCCUACAGAGCCUAUCGAGUACGUGCCUGGCGAGAAUAUGUCGAUCGAAGACCUUCGCAAGGACUGGCCAAAUAUCCCUCUUUCAUCUACUGGCUUGACCGAAAGCGUGCAGCAAAGGAUAGAGAGCCUCGCUCACCGUCUUCCUCAUGGCUACCAAACCCCCAUGCAGCUUGUCGAGCGGUAUCGGAAAGGAAAACUCACGCGAUUCGAGUCAGAGGAAGAGAAAGAAACUGUGCUGAAGCUCGCAGCAGAGGUUCAGCAGCAGAAAACAGAUGAAAUCGUGGAAAAGAAAGGCACUGAGGUGCAAGCGAAGGAUAUGUCCUUUGUCGAUCUCGCUUCGAGAUCUGGUGAACGAAACGCCCUGGCUGAUGCCUAUGUCAAGGGCACGUAUCCAGCGUUGGAAAAGCAGAGGAUGCCAUUUCUGGACCAAAUCGCCCGCAAUCUCCGGAACAAUUACACAUAUAAUGCGAUGCAGAGCGAGGAGUUCAUGAAAGCUAUCGCUGGCACGACAGGGUCGCAGGCCCAGCAGCAGCAAAGAGCUAAAUAA